GUGACAUUCUACAUCACGGACUUGUGUUGACCUCAAGACGACGAUUGAUACCGCGAGCGGUGAGAAUCAUCUUGACAGUUGUGCAUACUCUUCGGGGAUACUCUACAUUACGGACGGGUGCUGACCCCGAGGAGACGACUCUUACAGAGAGUCAGGGAGAAUCAUCUUGACAAGUUGUGUGUACUCUUCGGCGCAGACUGUCACCCGCCUGCCGACGUGGCGGAGCGGAAGAGGAGACGCCGGCUGGUACCAAAAGUGAUCAGCAUGUCCGAGUCUGCCCCUUCUGACGCAGCACCUGAACACCCCCCACACCGCGACCCCGGCUCUAGCCAGGAUGUUCCAGAAGACAUCGCAGCCCCGUCCGAACCGACGCAGACUCCUCAGACCCUGCCGCAGACUCCUCAGACCCUGCCGCAGACCUCAGAGGAUGCCAAAGAGGACGGAGAGUCUUCCGAGAGUCCACCGAGUGAGGCUGAGGGUCAGCUGACCGAAUGUGACCAAUCGGUGAGCCUGGAGGCAGAAGCGCCGGAGGAGGACGCGGAGAAGGAGCAGAAGGUCUGGGGAGGUUGGGGCUCUUGGGGCAAGUCUCUCCUGAGCAGCGCUACUUCUUCAGUCGGCCACAGUCUGUCCUCCGUCAAAGUGAAGGCAGGAGAGGCUCUGCGUCUCCACAAGACCUCAGUGGGAGAAGAGGCCCGGGAGGAGGAGGAGGAGGAGGUUGUAUCGGAGGAUAAGCCGGCGGUUGAAAGCGUCGAGCCGGGCGGUUCUGACGAGGCCGCCAACAGAGGCGUCUUCUCCGCCAUCUCCAACGUUGUGCAGAACACGGGUAAGUCUGUGAUCAGCGGUGGUCUGGAUGCUUUAGAGUUCAUCGGAAAGAAGACCAUGACCGUGCUGGCUGAGAGUGAUCCGGGUUUCAAGAAGACCAAGACCCUGAUGCAGAAGACCGCAUCUCUGAGUCAGAUGCUGAAAGAAGCCAAGGAGAAGGAGCGAGCACGCCUCAGCACGCAGCCCGUCAGCGCACCUACCGCUCAUUACGGCAUUCUCUUCGACGACUACCAGGGCUUGUCCCACCUGGAGGCCCUGGAGAUCCUGUCCAACGAGAGCGAGGCCAAGGUGCAAGCGUUCCUCUCCUCCCUUGAGGACCAGGAGCAGGAGGAGGUGAAGACGGAGCUGAUUUUCAUCAAGGAUGUCUUCAUCCGGGGGGGAGAAGAAGAGGAAGAGGAGGAUGAGGAAGGAGAGCAGGCAAAGGAAGUGGAUGCAGAGUUCCUGAGUGUUCUCACUGAGUUGCUGUUUGAGCUUCAUGUCGCCGCCACGCCUGACAAGCUCAAUAAGGCUCGGAUGAGUGCCCACGAUUGGGUGAGCAAGGUGGAGCAGCCCGUCACUACGGAGACAGUUGGCAAGGAAACGCCGGACCAACCAGGAGGAGAGGCCUCGCCAAGAGAGGAGGAUGGAGAGGGCGAGGAGAGGGAGAAAGACGGUGCGCUGAAAUCUGUGGAGGUGACGUCCAAACCGUGUCAUGAAUCAAAUCCUCACCGCCGACAUCAUCUAAUCUCCGCCCGCGCUCUGCAGUCCGUCUACUUGUCGUCAGUGGGCAGCCUGGCCGAAGUGACGGCCCGCAGUAUCGAGCAGCUCCACAAGGUGGCGGAGCUCAUCCUGCACGGGCAAGAAGAGCAGGAGAAAGCAGCCAGGGAUCAAGCAGGCGUCCUCACCAGGUUGACCCGCGCCAUGUGCAAGGAGGUGCAGAGCUUGGCCAAAAAGUUCUCCCACACGCUGCUGGUGGUCGGAGGUCAGAGGAAAGCGGAGGAGCUCAAUCCAAUGGUGGACGGUGUGCUGCUGGAGGGCUCCAACAGUACCAACUACAUCCACGACGCAUUUCAGCUCCUGCUGCCCAUCCUGCAGGUCGCACACAUCGAGAGCCAACGCUGCAACACCUGCACACACUCGGCGGCAGCACAAGUGCAGCACUAACACACACACACACACACACACACACACACACACACACACACACACACACACACACUCUUGUAUUUCUUACCUUCUUGAGACCUCCGAAAAAUGCCUCCUUCUGUAGGACCACCCUUUCUAGAUAUAUAAAGAUUUGUAUUUACAACAUUAAUAAUAUAUACAUACUAUGCAAAUAUAAAAAAGGUAAGUUUUCUGUUUUUUUUUGUAAUUGGUUUUUAAUCAUCAUUAUUUACUUAAUUAUUACAGUAUGUCUCUAUAUACAUAUUAAUUUUUUUAAAAUUAAUUUUGGCCAAAAGGGGCACAUUUCAAUUUCUUACACACACUUAUUACAUAUGUUGACCAGAGGGGGAGCACUUCAAAUUUUUACACACACUUGUUAUUUCAUAUGUUGACCAAAGGAGGAGCACUUUUAAAACCACCAAAAAAUCCCUCCUUUUUGGGACCACCCUCAUUUUGAUAGAUGUCACCACCAGGUGUGCAAAUGAGACAUUCUGUAUUUUUUGUUUUUUUGUAAUGUGCUUAAGGCCGAUGACAAAGGAGUCAGGGACCACAGAUGGUACCCUGUGCCGCACUUUGGGCAACCCAGCUGUAGAAGCUAACAGCUAAUGACCACUAUAGUCUUAGUAGCGUAGUGUAUUUGUUCAUCCUAUGGUCACAUAUGGGACGCGGGUGGUCUUACGUCAGCACCGGAAGUCGUCAAAUCCGCUGUUCACCUGGCGGGUUUUUUUCGGGGAUGAGCAGGGAAUUCCUUCCUUAGCUUGUUUUAUCAUAUAUUGCUGCCUUUGCACCUGUCAUUGUUUACUUUUGUAUGCACAUUAAAUCAACAAAAAAAAUCCUGACUUUGGAGCAAUGUUCACGGACUCUAGUAUUUGGCUCUCUAUUAGAUGCAAUGGUUUUCCGUAUCGGGACCGUGAUUUAUGUCCUAACUUGUUCACACCUCCUCAUAUGGAAGCUACUUUUCCUUCUUGAUGUCUCAAGAAGGGCAGAAAUACAAGAGAACACACACACACACACACACACGUGUGCGCGAGCUGCGUUGUACAGAACAGAUUUGACGCAACACUAAGUGCUUCUAUCUACAUCAACGUUAUUUAUGUGUAUAAUAUAAAGCCAACAGUUACAUUUUUCACUUUUGCUUCCUUGUUUGUAUAUUUCUACUUAUCUACUAAGUAUAUUUUCAUCUCCCAAAAAUUGUUGCUGUUUACAUUUACACUAUAUGUGAAUAUGUUAGGCAGUCUUUGCACUCUUACCCCUAACAUUUAAGCCUUACAUUAUUCCGAACCCCUAACUGAGAUGUAUUGUUUGACUGACACAAGAGAAGUAUUAUAGAUAUAAUGCCAGUACAUCCAUGGCCAUUUAUGUUCAUGUUCAAUGACAAUACAGUUCAUAUUACAGUAUAUCUAACUUGAAGAAAUUGUAGGUUUCAUUCCUGUUCUCAUUUCACUUUAUUUUAAUAUCAACAAAAAAAGACUGACCUGCCCACUACAUAUUGUAACGACAUACAGACGCGAUCAGAAGUUUACAUACACUUGUAAAGAACAUUAUGUCAUGGCUGUCUUGAGUUUCCAAUUUUUGGUUGGGUGCAACGUUCCCUCCCGCAAUUGCGCACUGCUCACGCGUCCUCUGCGCACAGCAAAUCUAUGCCGCGCAAAAAAAUCAAAUCCCACUAUAAACAAAUAAAACAAAUACUUUUUGUAUGAUUUUGCAAUGCAACUGUGAGUAACAGGUGACGAAAGGCGGCCACAACAGAUAAAACAAUGUUUGUCAACACUUAAAUUAUUGUAACGUCUGUGGAGACACUUAAAGGAGGACAGGAAUUCCGUCGGUCCCUUUAUUUAGCGAAAUUGUUUGUCGGCCAUAACCACACCAAAACAAUGUGUAAAAUACUUUUAUCUAGCAAAACUGGUCGUUGUCUACCGUACAAACCAAGCCAAAAGCAACUCUUUGUCAUCUGUUAUAUCAACAGCAGCCGCUUGCUCUCUCUCACCUGCACCAACACAUACACUAUGGCAGGGGUCGGCAACCCAAAAUGUUGAAAGAGCCAUAUUGGACCAAAAAAACAAAAACAAAUCUGUCUGGAGCCGCAAAAAAUUAAAAGCCAUAUUACAUGUGUCAUGAGAUAUAAAUGUAAUUAAGAGGACUUAAAGGAAACUAAAUGACCUCAAAUAUAGCUACAAAUGAGGCAUAUGCAAUAUGUACAUAUAGUUAGCCUAAAUAGCAUGUUAGCAUCGAUUAGCUUGCAGUCAUGCAGUGACCAAAUAUGUCUGAUUAGCACUCCACACAAGUCAAUAACAUCAACAAAACUCACCUUUGUGCACUCAUGCCCAACGUUAAAAGUGUGGUGGACAAAAUGAGACAGAAAAAGAAGUGGCAUAAAACACGUCCUAGAAAGUCGGAGAACGUUAUACAUGUAAACAAACUAUACGGCGAGUUCAAGGACCGCCAAAAUUAGUAGGACAAAACGGCGCUCGCCAAAUACUCGAAUCAGUGAAGCACGUUUAAUAUAAACAGUGUGAUUUAUAACAAUUAGGGAGGUUUGUGUCAUGUUUGUCCUCCUACAGAAAACAUUCUAAAACAAAAAAAUUGAUUUUUUUUCCCCUCUUCUUUUUCCAUUCUUCAUACAUUUUUGAAAAAUCUCCAGAGAGCCACUAGGGCGGAGCUAAAGAGCCGCAUGCGGCUCGCCGACCCCCGCACUAUGGCAAUUAGCCACUGGUGCGUUUAUGGCCACACAAAAAGUUGGACAACUCCGACACUACACGUAAAGUGUACAUUUCAGCUCGUUUUACUAUGACUCCUCAAUCAGUGUGCUUAUUCUACUGUCAUUUGUUAAGAAUGUUAUUUUUUGGAUAUUAAUCAUGAAAUGAUGUUACAGGACUACAUAAUUGCUAAUAAAAAUAUUUAUUUUACGGACAUAAAGUUAAUAAACACUUCAUCUCAUGCAACAUGUGAAUGUUUUAAGGGGAACUAAAUGUGAUCUCUGAAAGGGGUACACAAUCUUUCCAAAGCAGGACCCCCACCCAGGCAUAAAAUACUAUAGUGCAUAGCUGAUUAAAAAACAAAAACAAUAUCUAAGUGGGCCAAAUCACAUCUAUUAGAAAAUAAUCGACUAGUCACUUGAUUAUUAUAAUAGGACAUUUCAAUUGUUAUGUCAGGUUUGAGACAAAUGUGCUGCUGGUAUGACCACAGUGUGCACGUCUGUAUUCCACUGAAUGCUCAGGGUGUUUGUGCGUUUGCUCACACACAUGAAAAUUAGAGGGAACAUUGGUUGGGUGCUAAUUUUUGGUUUCAUCUGAACACAGAACUUUCCUCCAGAAGGUCUUAUCUUUGUCCACGUGAUGUCAGAUGAAACAAAAAUUGAGCUGUUUGGCCACAAUACCCAGCAAUAUGUUUGGAGGAGAAAAAGUGAGGCCUUUAAUUCCAGGAACACCAUUCCUACCGUCAAGCAUGGUGGUGGUAGUAUUAUGCUCUGGGCCUGACGAGCUAAAAUCAUCAGCCCGGAGGUUGGGUCUUGGGCGCAGUUGGGUGUUCCAACAGGACAAUGACCCCAAACACACGUCAAAAGUGGUAAAGGAAUGGCUAAAUCAGGCUAGAAUGAAGGUUUUAGAAUGGCCUUCCCAAAGUCCUGACUUAAACGUGUGGACAAUGCUGAAGAAACAAGUCCAUGUCAGAAAAAACAACAAACUUAGCUGAAUUGCACCAAUUUUGUCAAGAGGAGUGGUCAAAAAUUCAAGCAGAAGCUUGUGGAUGGCUACUAGUGAUGGGUCCGGCAACACCGAUGCAUCGGUGCAUGCGUCAAGCUCAUAGAGCAAAACCCUGUGUCGGUGCACGUACCGCUUUUAGAAAGUCACGUGACCGAUACGCGAACUGUGUCGCACUGAUGCCUACUCUGUGCGGGUCUUUUCUACAGCCGGAGAAAUAAUAACUAAGAAGAGAAAUCGUCUAUAAUUUAAUAUGUUGGAAAAACUUUUUUUUUAAAUAAAAAUGUGUAAAAAAAAAAAAAUUCCCAGUCCACAAGCAUCCUCAUUCACAACACGUUCUCUUAGAUUUCCAUGUUAUGAUACAUGCAGAGGUGGGUAGAGUAGCCAGAAAUUGUACCCAAGUAAGAGUACUGUUACUUUAGAGAUUUAUUACUCAAGUAAAAGUAAGGAGUAGUCACCCAAAUAUUUACUUGAGUAAAAGUAAAAAGCAUGUUGUGAAAAAACUACUCAAGUACUGAGUAACUG
Entelurus aequoreus (snake pipefish) is the source of this 6188-nucleotide messenger RNA. RefSeq names its product family with sequence similarity 114 member A1 (gene fam114a1). The record is from RefSeq and is a predicted model, not a curated record. NCBI's taxonomy places the organism in Eukaryota, Metazoa, Chordata, Actinopteri, Syngnathiformes, Syngnathidae. The coding region runs from base 265 to 1965 and encodes 566 amino acids. The transcript is spliced from 11 exons.